Molecule: messenger RNA, 2031 nt
Organism: Oikopleura dioica
Lineage: Eukaryota; Metazoa; Chordata; Appendicularia; Copelata; Oikopleuridae
Source: the annotation of a GenBank genome assembly
AUGGCCCAGCACGGCAGGAGUGAGAUUUGCGGCGUCUCUCUUGGCUGGAUCGAGCGUGAGAAGGAGCGGUGGGUUUGCUGCAAAGAACUCAAGGACAGAAGACUGCACAAAUCGAAUGUUCAGAAAAGGGCGGAGUUUUUGAAUCUGCGGCUCCGGGCGGCUUCAGAAGAAGAAGUAGCUGUAUUUAAGAAAAUCGGAUCGAUCGCCUCGCACCGCUGCGGUCCACUGCUGCACGAAGAUGACAUUAUGUUUCUGAUAGAAUCCUGCGAAUCCUUUCCUGUUUUUCUUGACUCUUCGUUAGAGAGCCAGAACAGCCCGGAGAAAAGAGAUUUGCCGCUUCCAAAAGAAGGAAAAAUCGCGAAAGCCGAAAUUGAACCCGAAAAAGUCGUCAAAAGCGAAGAAAAAAUGGCUGCAAAGAAAAGAGGCAGAACGCCAAAGAAAAAGCCAAAUAGCGAGGAAAUCAAGAAAGCUGAAGAAAUCGAAAAACUGUCCGAGAAGUGUCCGAUUUCCGAAGAAAAUCCGGCUCCGCGAAAAAGACCAAACAGAGCAUCGAAGAAAAGCUACCAUGAAUCAUUGAGCGACGAAUCGCUAAUCGAAGAAAUGAGCCGUUCCUCCUCUCCAGAAAAAGAGCCAAGUUCAGCUCAAGAAAACCAGUCCAAAACGGCGAAGAAUCGAAAGAAAGUCGGAAGACCGCCGAAGAAAUCAAAAGAUCCGCCAGUAAAAGAAUCGAGCGCUGGAAGACCGAGUCGAACUCCGAAGAAAAACUAUCAGGAAAGCGACGAAUCGCUUGUAGACGAGGAUCUUCUGCCAGGACUUUCCCCAGAAAAGGAGAAAACUUCAAAAGAACCGGCGAAAAAGCGAAAUAGCAAGAAAACGAAAGUCGAAAGCACUUGCUUUCCUUUGGCACUUUCCUUGGAAAAGCCAAGUUCAGAAUCAGAAUUAUCAGCAUCAUCUCAAGACUCCGCGAAGCCGCCUCAACAUCAAGAAAAAAUCAGCCCAAAAAGCAACAGUCGAAAGCCGCGAAUAAAAUCGAUUCGCUCUUCAAUCCUCCGUCCCCCGAACUUGACCAUCACCGACCUGGGCAGAAUCGAGUUCUCGGAAGAAAUGCUCAAAGCCGCCAAGCUGUGGAAAUCGCCCAAGAAGCUCCUGCGCGAGCAGCUGGAAGUCGAGCGCCUCGCCCGCCAAGCCAAGAGAAUUCUAGAGCGAGAAAAGAAACAGGCCGAAAAAGAGGCGAAGCGAAUCAAGAAAGAGGAGAAAAUCAACAAGGACUUGUCUCUCAAAAAAUCGCCAGCACGGCCAGAUCGUCUGCGACAAUCGAUAAAAGCGCCAGACAAAUCGCUGCCUUACGAAAAGAAGGGAGAAGUGGCGAAAACUAGAAUAAAGAAAUCCGCUAAUGGAAAAAUCACAAAAGACCGAUCUUUGACGAAAAAGCGCAAAUCUUUCCCCGAAGCGCCAAAAAGCAUGCCACCGCCUCCCGAGCCAGAACAGCCACAAGUUCUGGGCUGCGUGACGUUCAAAUCGGGCGAUAACAUCAUCCGAAGAUCUCCGAGAAAGUUGCCGGAAGCGGCGAAAACCGCGGUGAACCAGCAAACUGGGGUGAUUCCUUAUGCUUUUGCAGCGCUGCUGGGAAAUACUCAUGGAGUUAUUCCAGCUGGCUUGACGGAAAAACACUUUUUGAGCUAUCGGCCUGCAAUGAAGCGCGCCUCGAACCACUGGCUAGAAGAAAUCGAUUCGGGCUUGGACUCGACAGACGAGCUAGCUGCCCUGCAAGUUCUGCUGAAUCAAAGUCAGAAGGAUGCAAAGCGAGUGCGAAAGCAGCAUAAACCAGAGCGCAAAAAUGCUAAAUUGGAGAGCAACGAGCUUUCUGACAACAAAAACGGCUCCGAAGGCGGCUCAACUUCGGGAGACUCGGGCCGAGAAACUCCCACGACCGCCGGGGACGUUUUCAAACCUUUUUCACUUCAGGAAUGGCUCGAAGAAAUUACAGCGGGCAAUCUCAAAGAAGGCCCUGUCGCUCCGAUCUCAAAGUGA